AUGGAAUAUGUAGAAGUACAGCAGAAAAACAUGCAGGACGGCAGUUUGAAGACAGCAAGGUGGAUUCCCCCUCAGUCAGAUGGUAUUUAUAAACUUAAUGUGGCUCUCUCCCAAUCAAAACAGUCAUAUUCAGUGGGUAUUGGACUCAUUAUCCGAAAUAAAUUUGGAGAAGUGUUAGCGGCUGCUUGUGAUAAAGGUGUGAAGGAAUUAAACCCUCUGUGUACUGCCGCUUGUGUGGUGAGGAAAGCUUUACUAUUCUGUCAAAGUACAAGUUUUUCCAAUGUGGAGGUGGAGUGUAAUUUUGCAGAGUUGGUGGACUUGCUGAAUUCUGAUCGAAUAUGCUCUCUAGAGGUGGCGUGGAUUUUGGAAGAUAUUGCCAUUAUUAAGGAUAGUUUCAAUUUUAUUUCUUUUUCUAGUAUCCCUUUGAGAUGUAAUCGAGCUGCACUAGCUUUAGCUAAUGCUGCAAAAGAGAAAGAGGAGGUCAUUGUUUGGUUAGAAGAAUGCCCCUCUUUUCUCUUCCCCAUUGUACAUAGUGAUAUACAUCAAUAA
Molecule: messenger RNA, 549 nt
Organism: Quercus lobata
Lineage: Eukaryota; Viridiplantae; Streptophyta; Magnoliopsida; Fagales; Fagaceae
Exons: 1
Coding region: 1-549 (182 amino acids)
Molecular function (GO): RNA-DNA hybrid ribonuclease activity; nucleic acid binding
Source: RefSeq, a predicted model, not a curated record